Gracilinanus agilis (Agile Gracile Mouse Opossum) is the source of this 1899-nucleotide messenger RNA. RefSeq names its product trophoblast glycoprotein (gene TPBG). The transcript has a single exon. The record is from RefSeq and is a predicted model, not a curated record. Gene Ontology annotation, biological process: negative regulation of canonical Wnt signaling pathway. The coding region runs from base 1 to 1296 and encodes 431 amino acids. Gene Ontology annotation, cellular component: plasma membrane. NCBI's taxonomy places the organism in Eukaryota, Metazoa, Chordata, Mammalia, Didelphimorphia, Didelphidae. Gene Ontology annotation, molecular function: protein binding.
AUGCCUGCGGGGUGCGCCCGGGGCCCCGCUGCCGCAGCCGCUGCCGGAGACCGGAGAUUGCGGCUGGCCCGGCUGUUGCUCGUUCUCCUGGGCUGGAUCUCCUCUUCUACCAGCACUUCCUCAUCGUCUCCCUCGUCUUCCUCAACCUCUUCGUCUUCUCUAUCCUCCUCCGUGUCUGCUAAGCCGCCGCCUCCUGGCCACUGCCCAGCGCCCUGCGAGUGCUCCGAGGCGGCCCGGACGGUCAAGUGUGUGAAUAAGAAUCUGACCCAAGUGCCGGGGGACCUGCCCCGCUACGUGCGCACCCUCUUCUUCACCGGCAAUCAUCUGGCAGUGCUCCCCGCCGGCGCCUUCGCCUCUCGCCCUCCUCUGGCCGAGUUGGCCGCGCUCAACCUCAGUGGCAGCCACUUGCAAAAUGUGAGCUUUGACGCCUUUGAGCACCUGCCCAGCCUGCGCCAACUGGAUCUCAGCCACAACCCGCUGGUAGUCCUCAGCCCCUUCUCCCUUUCUGGUGGUGGCGGCAGCGGCAAUGCCAGCGGCUUGGAUCGGAGUCCCCUCGUGGAGCUGUACCUGAACAACAUCCUGCCACCCGGUUACUCGGACCUCCAGAAUCUGAGUUUCAGUGGCAUGGUGGAGGUGCUGCAAAGUAGAGGUGCUCUGCGCAACCUGGUCCGUCUGGAGCUGUCUGGCAACAACUUCAUUUCCCUGCCCCAGGAAAUGUUCUCUGCUCUGCCCAAGCUCAAGCACCUGGACCUCCACAACAACUCCCUGGUGGGUCUGGGCAACCUGGCCUUGGGCAACCUAACGCAACUGGAAACCCUCGACCUCGGGAACAACGCACUCAAGGCCUUGUACAACGCUACCUUGGUCCAGCUGCAGGCUCUGCCCAAUCUGAGGGUCAACCUAGACAGCAACCCCUGGCGCUGUAGCUGCGAACUGGCCGAUAUGGUGGCCUGGCUCAAGGAAACCAACAUAGUGGAAGGCAAAACUACCCUCUCCUGCUUCUUCCCAGAGAAAAUGAGGAACCGUCCCCUGGUGAAACUCAACAGCUCUGACCUGGACUGUGGCCCUCCACCCCUAGUAGACCCUUUGCAGACUUCUUAUGUCUUUCUAGGGAUAGUUUUAGCCCUCAUUGGAGCAAUUUUCUUACUGGUUUUGUAUUUGAACCGCAAAGGCAUAAAAAAGUGGCUAUAUAACAUCAGAGAUGCCUGCAGGGAUCACAUGGAAGGUUAUCACUACAGAUAUGAAAUCAAUGCGGACCCCAGGUUAACAAAUCUCAGCUCUAAUUCAGAUGUCUAAGAAAUGUGAAGAAAGCAGAGCAUUGACAACAGCUAUGCAUGAGUUGUAGACUUAAGCUUUACAGCACCCUAGGCUUGCUUCCCCUCCACCCUUCACUAUAGAAACUACAAACUUUGAUGGAAAGCCAUGCAGGAACUCUGCUUCCAUGUUACAUGUAGCAUUCUCUGGUGUUUUCUGUUAACCUAAGACACUGGACAAUUGCACAUAGUAUUGACUGUACAGAAAGAGACUUGCUGUCUCCCUACUCCCACCCACUCUCCACCUGUUUUUGGAACUUUGUCCGAACUUGUUUGGAGGGAUUUUUCAAGUUUCAUCCUGACUGAGGACUUCUUGCAGUCUGGUUUUCUCACCGUACAGUGCAAGGUGUAGCAAUUGUACAUACCAUUCAACAAAAGCUGCCUCAACUUGUUUGAGAACCUAUUUUAUUUGUCAAUGCUGGUUUUAUUCUUGUGUACCUAAAUUGCAGAGAAAACAAUUUCUUUCCAUAAACUGCCUGCAGUCUAGAAAGCUUUUUUUUUUCUUCUUCAGUAGUGCACAGAGGAGCAAACAAUUAGAGAGCAUGCAUGCCUACAGUAACUGUUCUGCAUAUUACAAAAGAUAACU